This is a messenger RNA of Symphalangus syndactylus (siamang), 731 nucleotides long. RefSeq names its product olfactory receptor 7E24-like. The record is from RefSeq and is a predicted model, not a curated record. Gene Ontology annotation, molecular function: olfactory receptor activity; G protein-coupled receptor activity. Gene Ontology annotation, cellular component: membrane. Gene Ontology annotation, biological process: G protein-coupled receptor signaling pathway. NCBI's taxonomy places the organism in Eukaryota, Metazoa, Chordata, Mammalia, Primates, Hylobatidae.
CCUCCUAGAACUCUCAGGGGAUCCAGAACUGCAGCCGAUCCUCGCCGGGCUGUUCCUGUCCAUGUGCCUGGUCACGGUCCUGGGGAACCUGCUCAUCAUCCUGGCCAACAGCCCUGACUCCCACCUCCACACCCCCAUGUACUUCUUCCUCUCCAACCUGUCCUCGCCUGACAUCGGUUUCACCUCCACCACGGUCCCAGAGAUGAUUGUGGACAUCCAAUCUCACAGCAGAAUCAUCUCCUAGGCAGGCUGCCUGACUCAGAUGUCUCUCUUUGCCAUUUUUGGAGGCAUGGAAGAGAGACACGCUCCUGAGUGUGAUGGCCUAUGACCGAACUCUCAGGGGAUCCAGAACUGCAGCCGAUCCUCGCCGGGCUGUUCCUGUCCAUGUGCCUGGUCACGGUCCUGGGGAACCUGCUCAUCAUCCUGGCCAACAGCCCUGACUCCCACCUCCACACCCCCAUGUACUUCUUCCUCUCCAACCUGUCCUCGCCUGACAUCGGUUUCACCUCCACCACGGUCCCAGAGAUGAUUGUGGACAUCCAAUCUCACAGCAGAAUCAUCUCCUAGGCAGGCUGCCUGACUCAGAUGUCUCUCUUUGCCAUUUUUGGAGGCAUGGAAGAGAGACACGCUCCUGAGUGUGAUGGCCUAUGACCGGUUUGUAGCCGUCUGUCACCGUCUAUAUCAUUCAGCCAUCAUGAACCCGUGUUUCUGUGGCUUCCUAGUUUUGUUGU